CCAAUCUCACCUGUGCUGGGCUAAAGUAGCCUUGAGACUGGAUAGGGCCGUAAAUCCGCUAAGAUCAAGUCGCCUCCCUCACACUCUACCAGUCCGUUCAUUUUCCAUCAUGGCUCCCUCGGUGGACAGGCUAGGGUACUGGGGACGACCGACCUCAACUCUGGAUUGGUGUGAGGAGAAUUAUGUCGUAUCGUUUUACAUUGCAGAAUUCUGGAACACGGUCAGCAACCUGAUUAUGAUCCUCCCUCCCAUCUGCGGCGCCAUCCAGACCUUCAGAGAUGGAUUAGAGUUUCGCUACGUCUGUUCCUUUCUCGGACUGACAGCUGUGGGUGUUGGUUCCUGGUGCUUCCACAUGACGCUGCAAUAUGAGAUGCAGUUACUAGACGAGUUGCCGAUGAUCUACAGCACCUGUGUCUUUGUCUACUGUCUAUAUGAGUGCUUCAAGCAGGAGCAUACCAUCAGUCUAUUUCUCAUCACUUUGUUGUUGAUCUUCAGUGUCUUAGUCAGUGUGGUCUAUUUACAAUGGAAGGAGCCAGUCUUUCACCAGGUUAUGUAUGGUGCACUUGUAGCCUGCCUAGUGAUACGUUCUAUCUUCAUAGUGACAUGGGUGUACCCGUGGCUCAAGCCCCUCUGCUACACCUCACUAAGUGUCUUCCUUCUGGGGUUUUUGCUGUGGAACAUAGACAACCUCUUAUGUGACUCACUGAGAGCCACUAGACAUAGUCUUCCCCCUGGUGUUGGGACAGUGACACAGUUCCACGCCUGGUGGCACAUCCUCACAGGCCUAGGGUCCUACCUACACAUCCUGCUCAGCCUACAGAUCAGGUCAACCUACCUCAAGCACAGACCAAAAGUAAAGUUUCUAUGUGGGGUGUGGCCGACGCUGCACGUGGAUCUCCAGAAGACAAGCUGAAGGGACGGGGGACUGAGGAUGGUGACAUUCAGGCGUCACCCACACACAGGAACCCAACCAUCGCCCCCCUCCCUCUGCUGCUUUGAGGUCACACACACUGAGACCAGAGGGCAGCCACGAUACUGGGGACCCUUCAGUACCUCCCUGGAAGGACCAAGUGCAGUAUAGCCAAUGAGAGCUGAGAUGAAGCGGAAAACAUUUUUCCUUCUCACCAAUCAAAGUAGUAGAUCAAAGAUCAUUUCGAUUUUUCAUGGUGUUGUUGUCGUGCACAUAUUUUUUUAAAUUUUGAACUGUAACAUGCAGUACCCUGUCAAAACUACAGGGGGAGGGGGUGCUGGUGAACGUGUUACAAUAUUAAUGCUUUCUUGAUUAUGGCCAGGAAAACAGAAAACAAAUGUGGGAUUUGACAGAAAUAUGAAACACAUCCACAUCUGUAUUAACAUUUAAUGUAAAACAUGGACUUUCAGGAACAAUACAAUGCCAUAGGGUCUUAGGGUUUUAAAUAGCUUAGUUAACUUUUUACUACCUAAAUUCAUAUAUCCCUCUCCAAUAGGUUGGAGGGCAGUCAAUGUCUGUUGGUUACAAAUGGGACUGAAACCGAGCUAGCAGGAUAAGGGGGUUAUGUGACUAGAGUAGUUAAGAUCUCCACUGCAGGGGCUUUUUAGCACAGAUUUACUCAUUGACUUGAAUUGCAUUUCCUUCAUGUAUAACCAGACUGAAUCUGCAUUAGACUUGUAAAUGUUGCUCUGCGAUGUAUUACAUGUUAGUGUCAUAUUUUUAUUUAUAAUUUACCCUGAGUAUUAACUCAUGGAAGGGAGAUGACACAACUUCAUCCAAGGAUUGUAACACUGUGUCUGGGAUCUUUGACAUUUUCAAUCAUAGUGUUUGUGUUUAGCACAAGGCAACAGGGUCAUUCAAGUGCUUUACCAAAGCACACGUUUGUUUGACUUUUUUUUUUCUGACAUGAAGAAGGCCUAGCUGGAAUAUUAUUCAACUACAGUAUAUCUGCAUAAGCUGCCAAAGAGAAGUGUUUUCUCUUACUACCACCACUGUUCUUUUAACCAGUACUCUGCCUGGGAAGAAUUGGAGGAUGGGAGUUAUAGUUUUGGAUGUGCCAGUUGAAAUGCAUUCUAUAACAUUUUAUUGGAUUAUCAUCACAAUGUUAUCAAGGAGGCCUGUUGAAGUGAUUUGAAAAUGUGCAUGUCAUGUAAAAGUAAACAAAUCUACUGAUGUAUAUUAAUCAAUAUACAUCAGGGUAACAAACCUAAUAUCGUCCCAUAAUAUCACACUUUUUUUUUGCUUCAUUUAAAAAUAUAUAUAUUUGAAUGUAGUGUAUGAAAUAGUUUACCAUUCAUGCAUAUCACUGCAAUGAUUUGUGACGCUAUCUCAUUGGUUGCCACUAGAGAGAGCAGAUUGGCAUUAACAUUCAGGUUAUUAGUGUUCGAUACUUCAAUGUAAACAUGUUAUCACGAUGGUGUAGAUUUUAGACUCAGACAAAAGACUGGCACAGUAAAGUAGCAUGUGUGUAAUGAAUGCAGAGUCACUGGGCUACUGAACAGGAACCUCUACAGAUGUUUAUGGAUCAGCUACAGGCCUUGAACGCUGACACGUCAAACACAACAUGGCAUUAAUGUGGAAAUUACAAUAUAUUGAACUACUGUACUGUUUAUCGGAAAUGUCUGUAAAGUUAAAGUGUGGGAACAGUGGUCAAUGGUUGGUGGUUUUUCUUUUGUAGUGUACUCCGAGUUGCCUUGACGUUCAUGAUCAAUUAAACCCAUUGUCAAUCAA
Messenger RNA from Hypomesus transpacificus, 2701 nucleotides. It is a transcript of the gene acer3, whose product is annotated as alkaline ceramidase 3. Gene Ontology annotation, cellular component: endoplasmic reticulum membrane. Gene Ontology annotation, biological process: phytosphingosine biosynthetic process; ceramide metabolic process. Lineage: Eukaryota; Metazoa; Chordata; Actinopteri; Osmeriformes; Osmeridae. The transcript has 11 exons. The coding region runs from base 110 to 913 and encodes 267 amino acids. The record is from RefSeq and is a predicted model, not a curated record.